Molecule: messenger RNA, 1411 nt
Organism: Acromyrmex echinatior (Panamanian leafcutter ant)
Lineage: Eukaryota; Metazoa; Arthropoda; Insecta; Hymenoptera; Formicidae
Product: ubiquitin-conjugating enzyme E2 J2
Source: RefSeq, a predicted model, not a curated record
AUUUAUUUUGCGUUCGCGCUAUAAAAGUCUUCGAAAAAGACGCGCCAAAUGCAUUCAUAUUCGUGCGAGUUGCGCACUCGAGGUUGCGCUUUCUGCACGUAGCGUGGUAACUCUGCACCCGGAGAUGAAUUAAUUUAGCGGAUCUCGCAGUCAGAUGUUUCCCGUUGUCGCGUGACAGCGACAGUUCGCCGUGCUGUCAAGUUCCGUUUCGACCGGCGAUCGCGCGCGCUUUCAUCUCCCCGAGGUGAUACGUCACUCGAGUGCGCUUAUCAGGCUUAUCUCAUUCUCACCCAGUCCGACGCCCGUCAACUCGACGAACAGCUGAGCGUUUUUCAAGUUCCCGUGCUUAUCGCCAGAUUUGCACAUUUAUCGGUCCGCGCAACGUAACCCUACCUCGUGCCAUCACAUCGUCUAUCUCGGCCACGCAAACUGGUUCCAAAGAAUAUUGCAACAGUCAAUUCCACGUGGACGUCCGCAAUGCGACUCGAGGGUUGCGAAACUUGAUGCUAAGAGGACGGGGACUUGGAAGAAGAAAUCGACAUCGACUGUAAACAUCGCGUGAAACGACGAGCUGAGCCAUUGAGGUGAGGUAUCUGAUUUACGCCGAGCGGAGAAAAUAGCGUGUCUUUGGCAGUGUCCGUUUGCAAGUAACACUGGGCUACAUGGUAAGGAUGAACAGAAAGACCAACAGUGCGACGGCCAGAUUGAGACAGGACUAUCUCCGCCUUAAAAGAGAUCCAGUGCCGUAUGUUCUUGCAGAGCCAGUGCCUUCGAAUAUCCUGGAAUGGCAUUAUGUGGUCAUAGGACCGGAAAAAACACCAUAUGAGGGUGGAUUUUAUCAUGGAAAACUCAUAUUUCCAGGAGAGUUUCCAUUUCAACCUCCUAGCAUUUACAUGAUCACUCCCAACGGCCGAUUUAAAGUCAAUACGAGAUUGUGUCUAUCCAUUUCCGACUUCCAUCCAGAUACAUGGAAUCCAGCAUGGAGCGUAUCUACUAUUCUUACUGGCUUACUCAGCUUUAUGAUUGAAAAGAGUCCCACGCUCGGCAGUAUUAAUACAACAGAUUAUGAGAAGAGACAGCUGGCUGCACAAAGCUUAGAAUAUAAUUUGAGGGACAAAAUGUUCUGCGAACUCUUUCCAGAAACUGUCGAGACGAUCAGAAUGGAACUGGAACGUCGGAAAGAACUUGAGAAACAAGCGAGGCAUCAGUCUACUGCGUCCGAAGUCUCUUCGUUGAUACGAGAUCAGUUCCAGAGAGAUCAGAGUCCAUUACACAGCGCACUAGCAAAUCUCGUUGUCAUCAUUGGCUUCGCGGCGUUUGCGUACACGGUGAAUUGUGUGCUGAAGAGCAUAGCCAUGGAAUAAGUCCGAAUCAGAAUAUUAUGUAUUUCAAACUAUACGAGACAAAGGGA